Molecule: messenger RNA, 1675 nt
Organism: Gorilla gorilla gorilla (western lowland gorilla)
Lineage: Eukaryota; Metazoa; Chordata; Mammalia; Primates; Hominidae
Gene: OMG
Product: oligodendrocyte myelin glycoprotein
Exons: 2
Coding region: 168-1490 (440 amino acids)
Biological process (GO): neuron projection regeneration
Molecular function (GO): protein binding
Source: RefSeq, a predicted model, not a curated record
GGUACUGAUCAGGUGGUUGCAGAGCUUCAGCUCACAGCAACACAAUGCAGCUGAGCAGGCAAGCACAGCCCACAGCCAGAAACAGUUCCGACUCUACAGAACAAGACGACCUUUAAGUUUCCCAGAGAAAAUGAGAUGCUGAUGUUGAAGACGACACCACGGCUUUGAUGGAAUAUCAGAUAUUGAAAAUGUCUCUCUGCCUGUUCAUCCUUCUGUUUCUCACACCUGGUAUUUUAUGCAUUUGUCCUCUCCAAUGUAUAUGCACAGAGAGGCACAGGCAUGUGGACUGUUCAGGCAGAAACUUGACUACAUUACCAUCUGGACUGCAAGAGAAUAUUAUACAUUUAAACCUGUCUUAUAACCACUUUACUGAUCUGCAUAACCAGUUAACCCAAUAUACCAAUCUGAGGACCCUGGACAUUUCAAACAACAGGCUUGAAAGCCUGCCUGCUCAGUUACCUCGGUCUCUGUGGAACAUGUCUGCUGCUAACAACAACAUUAAACUUCUUGACAAAUCUGAUACUGCUUAUCAGUGGAAUCUUAAAUAUCUGGAUGUUUCUAAGAACAUGCUGGAAAAGGCUGUCCUCAUUAAAAAUACACUAAGAAGUCUCGAGGUUCUCAACCUCAGUAGUAACAAACUUUGGACAGUUCCAACCAACAUGCCCUCCAAACUACAUAUCGUGGACCUGUCUAAUAAUUCUUUGACACAAAUUCUUCCAGGUACAUUAAUAAACCUGACAACUCUCACACAUCUUUACCUGCACAACAAUAAGUUCACAUUCAUUCCAGACCAAUCUUUUGACCAACUCUUUCAGUUGCAAGAGAUAACCCUUUACAAUAACAGGUGGUCAUGUGACCACAAACAAAACAUUACUUACUUACUGAAGUGGAUGAUGGAAACAAAAGCCCAUGUGAUAGGGACUCCAUGUUCUACCCAAAUAUCAUCUUUAAAGGAACAUAACAUAUAUCCCACACCUUCUGGAUUUACCUCAAGCUUAUUCACUGUAAGUGGGAUGCAGACAGUGGACACCAUUAACUCUCUGAGUGUGGUAACUCAACCCAAAGUGACCAAAAUACCCAAACAAUAUCGAACAAAGGAAACAACGUUUGGUGCCACUCUAAGCAAAGACACCACCUUUACUAGCACUGAUAAGGCUUUUGUGCCCUAUCCAGAAGAUACAUCCACAGAGACUAUCAAUUCACAUGAAGCAGCAGCUGCAACUCUAACUAUUCAUCUCCAAGAUGGAAUGGUUACAAACACAAGCCUCACUAGCUCAACAAAAUCAUCCCCAACACCCAUGACCCUAAGUAUCACUAGUGGCAUGCCAAAUAAUUUCUCUGAAAUGCCUCAACAAAGCACAACCCUUAACUUAUGGAGGGAAGAGACAACCACAAAUGUAAAGACUCCAUUACCUUCUGUGGCAAAUGCUUGGAAAGUAAAUGCUUCAUUUCUCUUAAUGCUCAAUGUUGUGGUCAUGCUGGCUGUCUGAGGGUCUGCAUUUUCUGAAACUAAUGAAAGCACUCCUCCCUGAUGUACAGUUGGGAAAAUAUGUCCAUAUCUAACCAGUGAUUUGAGCUAUAUUUAAGUAUUCAAGAAAGCCAGUCUUAACAUUUCUGACUCUGAUGUAAAUGAAGUAACUUGUCUUAAAUAAAAGAAAUGCACAAUGUCUUGGUA